GCUUUCUGCAGGGGCAGAACAGGAUGAUGAAGUCUAUGUGGACGAAGUAGUUUGUGAAUUAGGAAGAGGGAUAACGGAUGGAGACAAACCCAGAGGAUGUAGGAGUGGUGAAGACAGGGGGUGGUAGAGUAGUCGGACGGUGGGUAACAGACGAAGAUAAAACCAAGGGAAAUAAAGACGGUGAAGACGGGGGGGAUGAAGUCAGGGGUGGUGAAGUGGCUGAAGUAGAGACGGGGAGGGCAGUCGUAGGUGAGACCCGAAGAGGGGACUCUGCAGGUGGUAAUGCAGGCGUGGCCAAGGAUACCAUGGAGGAACACACCGACACCAAGGGUGACAUAGCAACUGCGGGUCGAGUUGCUCCCACAGAAUCAAUCGUAGAAACAACCAAGGCCGAUGAAGAAGAGGUUGCGAACCGAAAAGGGGCAGCCAGGGUCACAAACGGCAUGGAAGGGGUUACUAAGGUUGAUGAGGACGCAGGUGCGAUAGGCGCAGGGGCGUUAGACGUAGCACUAGUAACGAAUAACAAGGAAAUUGCAUUCAGCUACGUUGUCAAAGACACUCAUACGCAGGGAACCGUCAAGGCGGACUUGGAGGCGUGCACCCAAGAAUGUGCAAGAGCCAUCAGGUGCUGUGGUCUCCUUCCAUUUGAGGCCAUAGUGCUCUAACGGUGGUGGCAGAUGUCACCAUGAGAAAACAUCAUCAAUCAAGCGGUAUGUGAACG
Molecule: messenger RNA, 721 nt
Organism: Chara braunii
Lineage: Eukaryota; Viridiplantae; Streptophyta; Charophyceae; Charales; Characeae
Source: the annotation of a GenBank genome assembly